Molecule: messenger RNA, 1566 nt
Organism: Alligator mississippiensis (American alligator)
Lineage: Eukaryota; Metazoa; Chordata; Crocodylia; Alligatoridae
Gene: ACTA1
Product: actin alpha 1, skeletal muscle
Exons: 7
Coding region: 171-1304 (377 amino acids)
Biological process (GO): skeletal muscle thin filament assembly
Cellular component (GO): striated muscle thin filament; actin filament; stress fiber
Source: RefSeq, a predicted model, not a curated record
CCGUGGGCCGCGCCCAAAUAUGGAGACGGCCGGGCAGGAAUCCGGGGGGCCGGGCCGCGCCGCGCGAUAAAAGCCGCCGGGCCCCGGCACCCACCGAGCGCCACAGCUGAGAGCAGCGUCUCUGCCCAGCCUGAGCCGGAGCGACACACACCCCCCAGAAAGCCGCCACCAUGUGUGAUGAGGAUGAGACCACCGCGCUCGUGUGCGACAACGGCUCCGGCCUGGUGAAGGCUGGCUUCGCCGGGGAUGAUGCCCCCAGGGCUGUCUUCCCCUCCAUCGUGGGCCGCCCCCGCCACCAGGGUGUCAUGGUGGGUAUGGGUCAGAAGGACUCGUACGUAGGGGAUGAGGCGCAGAGCAAGAGAGGCAUCCUGACUCUGAAGUACCCCAUCGAGCACGGCAUCAUCACCAACUGGGACGACAUGGAGAAGAUCUGGCACCACACCUUCUACAAUGAGCUGCGCGUGGCCCCCGAGGAGCACCCCACCCUGCUCACCGAGGCCCCCCUCAACCCCAAGGCCAACCGUGAGAAGAUGACCCAGAUCAUGUUUGAGACCUUCAACGUGCCUGCCAUGUACGUGGCCAUCCAGGCGGUGCUGUCCCUCUAUGCCUCCGGCCGUACCACCGGCAUCGUGCUGGACUCUGGCGACGGCGUGACCCACAACGUGCCCAUCUAUGAGGGCUACGCCCUGCCCCACGCCAUCAUGCGCCUGGACCUGGCUGGCCGGGACCUCACCGACUACCUGAUGAAGAUCCUCACUGAGCGCGGCUACUCCUUCGUCACCACCGCCGAGCGUGAGAUCGUGCGCGACAUCAAGGAAAAGCUCUGCUAUGUGGCCCUGGACUUCGAGAACGAGAUGGCCACGGCCGCCUCCUCCUCUUCCCUGGAGAAGAGCUACGAGCUGCCUGAUGGGCAGGUCAUCACCAUCGGCAACGAGCGCUUCCGCUGCCCAGAGACCCUCUUCCAGCCUUCCUUCAUCGGUAUGGAGUCUGCUGGGAUUCAUGAGACCACCUACAACAGCAUCAUGAAGUGCGACAUCGACAUCAGGAAGGACCUGUACGCCAACAAUGUCAUGUCCGGUGGCACCACCAUGUACCCCGGUAUCGCUGACCGUAUGCAGAAGGAGAUCACUGCCCUGGCUCCCAGCACCAUGAAGAUCAAGAUCAUCGCUCCCCCCGAGCGCAAGUACUCUGUCUGGAUCGGUGGCUCCAUCCUGGCUUCCCUGUCCACCUUCCAGCAGAUGUGGAUCACGAAACAGGAGUACGACGAAGCCGGCCCCUCCAUUGUCCACCGCAAAUGCUUCUAAGCAGGCUGACACGAUGCCGCCGGGACCCGCUCUCAGGACGACGAUGCUGCCGGGCUGCCGGAGCCCGUCUAACUCCCCCUUUACUUUUGUAACACCCCCUGCGACGGGCGCCGCCACCUCCCCGUGACGCGGUGUCUGUAAAGUGUACAUACGUUAAUUUAUUUUACCUCGUUUUGUUUAUUUUUCAAACCAUGCCCUGCGGAAGGAAACUCGAAACACUUCAAGAAGCAUUAAAUCAUCAGUCAUUCUGGCACGCCCCACG